UUCAGAGAUUUUUUUUUUGCGGGGCUAAGAUUCUUUUUUCUGCUUGAAGAGAAAACAUUGAAUUUUGCUCACGCUAAACAACAUGUUGAAUUGAUAAUUGUCCGGUGCCUGUCAAAAUGAAGAGACACCAAGCGUGUUUUCACUUGGAGUAUACCUCCUAAACUUCCAGCUUAAUCCUGUUUUGACUUGGAAUAUACUUUCUGAACUCCCAGCUUAACCCUGUUUUGGACUUGGAGUAGACUUCCUCAACUUUCAGCUUUAAUAUCUGAUAUCUUGUGACAUCUGAACUUUUAAAUUAGAGCAUUUUUUUCACCAAUACGCAAGUUGCGUAUCUUUUCAUUGAUAGAAGGAAAGUACAAGCAAGGGGUUACAACGCAUACAAGGCCAUGUGCACAAGAGGCAUGGUAAGAAAGCGUGGGAGCAGACUAGAUCAAAGGGGUUGCUCAGCCCCAAAAACUUAUAUAUUUUUUUACUUCUUUGAGUAUUUAGAUCUCUUAAUCAGAGCAUUUAGUCUCUUAAUUAAUUAAUUAAUUGUCGAGCACACACUUCUUUAAUGCUUACAAGAUUUCAGUUUUGCAGCGUGAUAUCUACACAUGGUCACCAGAGCUACGAUGAUGGUAUUCCCUUCUCUGUGUAUCUGAUUACCAGCUCCUGACGGCCCGGUGCGGCAAACAGAGGAGCUUAUUCUUCUAGCUCCACCGUUUCUGAAUCCUGAGAAUUCUUGCCAGCAAUAGCAUGCUGUCUUUGCAGUUCUGAGCAGGUUGGCGUUCCAUCGCUUAUCGAUGAUCCAGAGUUUAUAACUUGGGGAGGUGGAGCUUCGAUGUGUGCUGAACCCUUCAGCUUCUACAAGUUCACUGGCUAUCAGUUUUCUAUCAUCCAUGGAUCUGCCUUGUCAUCGGUGGAUGGCCAUGGUUAUCCUCCCCCUCCUGCUCCUCGUGCCUCUCACCGCUGCCCAAAUGUGGCCAUCCUGUGGCGAGAGCGGCGACUACAAAUCAAAUAGCACCUACGAAGCCAACCUCAAGCUCCUCUCAACCACCCUCCCGAAGAAAGCAGCGUCCAGCACCAACCUCUUCGCCACCGACACCGUUGGCAAUGUUCCGAAUGUCAUCUUCGCCCUCGCACUCUGCCGCGGGGACUCCAACACCUCUGCCUGCGAGGGAUGUUUGGUUACUGCCUUCCAGGACGGGCAGGAGCACUGCGCGAACUAUAAGGACGCCGCUGUGUACUAUGAUAGCAAUCCUUGCAUGCUCAGGUUCUCCAACAAGAAUUUUCUCUCCACCACCGUCAAUGACCAUAUACUCAUCAUUGUUAGCAUCGAGAGCUUGAUGAUGAACAUCUCGACAAGAGCCGACUCCUUCAGGGUCUUGUUGUUCACGCUUCUGAACAACACGGCUCAAGCGGCCGCGAACAGCUUGAGGAGGUUCACCACCUCGCGCUUAGACGUCAACUCCUUCCCUACGCUCUACUGCCUUAUGCAGUGCACGCCAGACCUGACCGCCGACGACUGCACCGCAUGUUUGCAGCCUUACUUCCAGUAUACAGUCAAGUACAUGGAUGGUAAGAAAGGUGGUCGAUUACUGGGGACACGGUGUACCAUGAGAUACGAGAUAUUCCCAUUCUUCCAAGGGGACCCCAUGCUGCGUAUUAUCAACUUGGUAUCUGAAGUUCCGGCGAUCAACAACACCAUUCCACGGAUUACCGUGAACCCACCCCCACAGUCACAGUCACAGCCACAGUCGCCGGUUGCAGCACCACCACCUCCGGAGGCGCAAGCAGCCACCCAAGAACUUCAUGGACGCAACUCACGCCAGAGGCCGCUCUGGAUUAUCGCUGUGGCAGCUCCAUUACUGUCAAUAUUUCUGUGCGUUAUCUGUUUUGUUGUAUGGAUGAGAAGGCGAAGAAAAGGAACGGAAAUAUUACAUGAUCAAGCUGCCAUGAAUAGGCCGGAAGAAGACGCAUUGGUUUGGAGAUUGGAAGAGAAGAGUUCAGAGUUCACUCUGUUUGACUUAUCUGAGGUAUUGCGUGCUACACACAACUUCUCCAAAGAAAACCUACUUGGGCAAGGUGGUUUUGGCCCUGUCUACAAGUUUUGUACAUACUUCCAGGGCCAGUUACCAAAUGGAACAGAAAUUGCAGUUAAAAGGCUUGCCUCACAUUCAGGACAGGGUUUCACAGAAUUCAAAAAUGAAGUUGAACUUAUUGCAAAACUACAACACAGUAAUCUGGUCAAGCUCAUGGGAUGCUGCAUUAAGGGAGAGGAAAAACUUUUGGUGUACGAAUAUUUGCCAAAUAAGAGCUUGGACUUCUUCAUCUUUGAUGUUAACCAAACAACUUUGGUUGAUUGGAAUAAAAGAUGUGUGAUAAUCGAAGGGAUAGCCCAAGGUCUACUAUAUCUCCACAAGCACUCCCGGUUGCGCAUCAUACACAGAGACCUUAAGGCCAGCAACAUUCUCUUGGACCAGGACAUGAAUCCUAAAAUUUCUGAUUUUGGGCUAGCAAAAAUUUUCAGCACCAAUGAUUCUCAGGGAAGCACAAAGAAGGUGGUGGGAACAUAUGGUUAUAUGGCUCCGGAGUAUGCAUCUGAAGGAAUUUACUCUAUCAAAUCUGACGUGUUCAGUUUUGGUGUGUUGCUUCUCGAGAUCCUUAGUGGAAAAAGGAAUUCUGGUUUCCAUCAGCAUGAAGACUUUCUUAACCUCCUUGGAUAUUCAUGGCAUCUCUGGGAAGGAGGGAGAUGUCUUGAGCUUCUAGAAGCAUCGAUUGUUGAGGAGAUCCAUGCAGCGGAGGCUAGUAGGUACAUUAACAUUGCGCUAAUGUGCGUACAAGAGCGCGCAGACGAUCGACCAACCAUGUCGACUGUCGUCGCAAUGUUAAACAGUGAGAAUGUUAGUCUUCCAGGGCCUAAACAUCCGGCAUACUUCAACCUACGGGUAUCCAAGGAAGAUGAAUCGGGUAGUGUUCCAUACAGUAAUAAUGCCGACACCAUCUGCAGUAAUAAUGACUUGACCAUCACUGAGGAGCCAGAUGGCAGAUAGUUGAUCACUUUGCUUCAGUUGUUGAUGGAAGUACUAGCAAUCAGACAGCAGGCAGGCGGACCAGGUCAAGUGAACUAGGGCAGACCAAGUAAGCCUAUCAUAUUUUGGUUCUGAAGGAUGGCGACCGGUGUAUCUCUGUAGCGGUUGUUCGGUCCUCCGUUAAUACUGUAUUUAGCUUUUGUGCACCGCACCAUCGUUUUACACCGAUGGCGACCGGUGUAUCUCUGUAGACUUGAAAUCCAAAGGAUUUCAAUCUGACAACAGAUGCAUUAACUGAAUCCUGCUGGGUAAAAGAUGUGUUGCAUCUGUAUGCGCCUUCCAUGUUUUCUUCCAAGUUAUGAAAAGAAACAUUUCUGUAGAGUUGUCAUGAUAAGACAAACAUGAAGGAGAUCUUUUUGGAA
Messenger RNA from Triticum aestivum (bread wheat), 3433 nucleotides. RefSeq names its product cysteine-rich receptor-like protein kinase 10. The record is from RefSeq and is a predicted model, not a curated record. Gene Ontology annotation, cellular component: plasma membrane. Gene Ontology annotation, biological process: protein phosphorylation. The transcript has 8 exons. The coding region runs from base 879 to 3032 and encodes 717 amino acids. Gene Ontology annotation, molecular function: ATP binding; protein serine/threonine kinase activity. Lineage: Eukaryota; Viridiplantae; Streptophyta; Magnoliopsida; Poales; Poaceae.